AGCAGUGGCAAAGACCAUCAACAGCCCACGAGCAAAAAUGCGAAUCCAAGAAGAAAGUGAAGUGAAAAAAAGGAGGUAGAAGCUCAAAAAGCUUCACAAAAACAAGUACUUAUAGACACACCACCUCCAACCAAAAUGCUUUUAUUUUUCUACUAUACACCAAACACCACCAUCCAUCCCUUUUGUGUGUGAGAGAGAGAAAGAGAGAGGCAUUGAUCAGAGAGCCACCAAACUUACCACACCAAGCUAAGAAUUAUAUAUCACAUUACCAACACUGCAUGCCCACCAUCUCUGUCAAAUCCAAACACACUUCAAAACAAAUUAAAUUAAAGCUAGGCAGACAAAUAUAUAUAUAUAUAUAUAUAAAUACUUAUACUACUCAACCCCCCACAUACAUAAAAGAAGUGCCCCUUUUUUGCUCUUGUUUAAUGUUUAAACAGGUGUUUCACAGAGGUUAAUUUGUCCAUCUAAUGUUAAAUUAGUCUGUGAUCAACAUUUUCUGCCUUGGAGACUGCAAGUGCAAGCUUUGCUCGCGACUCUCGAAGCUAGCUGUGUAGUCUGUAGUCUGCAGCACACCAAAAAAAAUAAUAAAAAAUUAUUGCUUCUUUCUGCAUACUCCCUCAUAAACGUAACCAAAACACAUGCUCCUCCUUCAAGAUGUUUGCUUAUAUUUAUCUGCCCAAAAGCCCCUUCAAAUAUUCUGUCUUCGUUUUGCUUCUUCUGCGUAGCUAGCUAGCUUAGCUUGCUUGCUUUAAUUUGGUUCCAUAAAUAUAAUUUUCUUGAUCUGGGUACUUGAAUUGAAGAAAGUAGGUAGCAAAUUAAUUAAGAUCAGAUGAGAUGAUAAGUUUAGCAGAUUUCUACCAUGUGAUGACUGCAGUGGUUCCACUUUAUGUGGCCAUGAUUCUAGCCUAUGGGUCUGUGAAGUGGUGGAAGAUCUUCUCGCCAGACCAGUGUUCUGGGAUCAACCGCUUUGUUGCCCUGUUUGCAGUCCCUCUCCUGUCUUUUCACUUCAUAGCAGGCAAUGAUCCAUACACCAUGAACUUAAGGUUCAUUCUAGCAGACACCCUGCAGAAGCUGAUUGUUCUUGGGGUGCUUGCUGUGUGGGCUAAUCUGAGCAAGAGGGGGAGUUUGGAGUGGAGUAUAACUCUCUUCUCCCUAUCAACUUUGCCAAACACUCUUGUUAUGGGCAUCCCUUUGUUGAAAGGAAUGUAUGGGGCAUUUUCUGGGAGCUUGAUGGUUCAGAUAGUUGUACUCCAGUGCAUCAUAUGGUACACCUUGAUGCUGUUCUUGUUUGAGUUCAGAGGUGCAAGGAUGCUGAUUUCUGAUCAGUUCCCAAACACUGCUGCCUCAAUUGUGUCUAUCCAUGUUGACUCGGAUGUGAUGUCACUGGACGGAAGGCAACCUUUGGAGACCGAGGCAGAGGUUAAAGAGGACGGCAAGCUUCACAUCACUGUGAGAAAAUCUAAUGCCUCAAGGUCAGAUAUCUUCUCCAGAAGGCCAUCAAACCUCACCAAUGCAGAGAUUUACUCUCUGCAGUCCUCAAGAAACCCCACCCCCAGAGCCUCCAGUUUCAACCACACAGACUUCUACUCCUUGGUUGGUACUGGCAGCAGGAACUCAAAUUUCAGUGCAAACGAUCUAGUGUAUGGCCUCUCAGCUGCUGCUUCAAGGGGUCCAACCCCAAGGCCUUCAAACUAUGAAGAAGAGACUAGUGGGAAUAAACCUCCUGCAAGAUUCCAUUACCCAGCUCCUAACCCAGCCAUGUUUUCACCCUCUAAAACACUUGGAAUUGGGGCCAAUGCCAACAAGGGUGAAGAAGGUGGCAAUAAGGAUCUUCACAUGUUUGUUUGGAGCUCUAGUGCCUCUCCUGUUUCAGAUGUCUUUGGAGGACAUGACUAUGCUGGAGCUGCUGCUUUAGACCAGCCUCCUGCACCCAAAGAUAUCAGACUACCUUUUUCUCCUGUUGAGGGUCAUAGAAACAACAAUCAAGAAAGCUACAUGGAGAGGGAAGAAUUCAGCUUUGGGAAUAGAGAUGUAGAAAUGAACCAUGAAGCAGAUGAGAAGAAAGUUGGAGAGAACAAGGUGACGACGAAAGCCAUGCCUCCCACCAGUGUCAUGACUAGGCUUAUACUCAUCAUGGUCUGGAGAAAACUCAUCAGAAACCCAAACACUUACUCCAGCUUGUUUGGCCUUACCUGGUCCCUAAUCUCAUUCAGGUGGAAUGUGAAGAUGCCUGCUAUAAUUGCACAGUCCAUAUCCAUCCUGUCAGAUGCAGGACUUGGCAUGGCAAUGUUCAGUCUUGGGUUGUUCAUGGCUUUGCAACCAAGAAUCAUAGCAUGUGGGAAUAGAGUAGCAGCUUUUGCCAUGGCUGUAAGGUUCUUUACUGGUCCUGCUGUCAUGGCUGCUGCUUCCAUUGUUGUUGGCCUUCGUGGUGUCCUCUUACAUGUUGCCAUUGUUCAGGCAGCUCUACCUCAAGGAAUUGUCCCCUUUGUCUUCGCCAAGGAAUACAACGUACACCCUGAUAUUCUUAGCACAGCGGUGAUAUUUGGCAUGUUAAUUGCGUUACCAAUAACGCUAGUCUACUACAUUUUGUUGGGAAUAUAAUGAUGAAGAGCGAAUUUUUGCCUAGACUCGAUUCACAGAGCUGAGCAUAAGAAGUGAAAUGAGGAGAAAUUAGGGGAUAUAUAUAUGAAAUUUGUGUCCCUAGUGGGAUUUUAUAUGGUAGUGACAUUGUACAAUCAAGUUUUUAGCAAAAUUAAUUGAUCACUAAAAAAUAAAAAAGAAAAAAGAAAAAAGCAUUACGAGUUAA
Molecule: messenger RNA, 2809 nt
Organism: Ipomoea triloba (trilobed morning glory)
Lineage: Eukaryota; Viridiplantae; Streptophyta; Magnoliopsida; Solanales; Convolvulaceae
Product: auxin efflux carrier component 1-like
Exons: 6
Coding region: 838-2604 (588 amino acids)
Biological process (GO): auxin export across the plasma membrane; auxin polar transport
Cellular component (GO): plasma membrane; endoplasmic reticulum
Molecular function (GO): auxin efflux transmembrane transporter activity
Source: RefSeq, a predicted model, not a curated record